AAUGAAAAUAAGCUCUGAUCAUUUUGGGACAACCCUUUAUUUUAGUAUCAGCUGCGGGAUCACGAAAACACCGAGUUUUCUCCUAAGAAUUUCUUGUUUUCCUAAUUUUUUAAUUUAAAUUCGUGUUAUAAAAUGGCCAGCUACGUGGGCAGAGUCUCAAAAUUGUCUUCUGUGUUGCUGAAUUUCUCCUGCAACGGUUGGCGUACCUUGAGUACCACUCCAGCCAGCUGGCAGAAGAAGAGUGUAACGGACAAGACGGGAAAGAAUAUUGUUCUUGUCGAUGGGGUUAGAACACCCUUCCUCACGUCCGGAAGUGACUACGCAAAGCUGAUGCCGCAUGAACUGGCUCGUCACUCCCUCGUGAGUCUCCUAAAGAAGACUGGUGUGGACAAGGAGGUGAUUGAAUACAUUGUCUACGGCACAGUCAUCCAGGAAGUCAAGACUUCCAAUAUUGGACGAGAAGCUGCCCUCAGUGCUGGCUUCAGCAAUCACACACCAGCUCACACAGUCACAAUGGCCUGUAUUAGUUCCAAUCAAGCCAUGACUACCGGUAUUGGACUCAUUGCCACUGGAACGUACGACGUUGUCGUGGCAGGAGGAGUGGAGUUCAUGUCUGAUGUUCCAAUCCGGCAUAGCCGGAAGAUGAGGAGUUUGAUGCUAAAGGCAAAUAAGGCCAAGACACCAAUGGCAAAGCUCUCACUCCUGUCUACCCUGAGACCGGGUCAUUUGAUCCCAGAACUCCCAGCUGUGGCUGAGUUCUCAUCAGGAGAAACAAUGGGGCACUCUGCAGAUCGUCUCUCGGCAGCAUUCAAUGUUUCAAGGAAGGAACAAGAUGAUUAUGCACUCCGGAGUCACACAAUGGCCAAGACAGCUCAACAAAAGGGCUACUUGACAGAUUUGGUUCCCUUCAAGGUGUCCGGUGUGGACAAAGUUGUGAGUGAAGACAAUGGGAUUCGCGUCUCGACGCCAGAAUCUCUGGCUAAACUCAGACCAGCUUUUGUUAAACCCCACGGAACCAUCACAGCAGCCAAUGCAUCCUUCCUGACUGAUGGAGCUUCUGCGUGCUUGAUCACAACAGAAGCCAAGGCGAAGGAGUUGGGACUCAAGCCAAAAGCCUACCUUCGUGAUUUUCUGUACGUUUCUCAAGAUCCCGUGGAUCAGUUGCUCCUUGGACCAGCCUAUGGAAUCCCAAAGGUCCUCAAGAAAGCCAAUCUCAAGCUGAAUGACAUCGACACGUGGGAGAUUCACGAAGCAUUUGCCGGACAAAUUAUUGCAAAUCUCAAGGCAAUGGAUUCCGAUUGGUUUUGCAAGACCUACAUGGGUCUCAGUGAGAAAGUUGGGACCCCGGAUUUGGCAAAAUGGAACAACUGGGGCGGCUCCUUGUCCAUUGGGCAUCCAUUUGCAGCAACAGGUGUAAGGCUCUGCAUGCAUACGGCCAAUCGUCUUGUUCGGGAGAAUGGACAAAUUGGUUUGGUUGCAGCCUGUGCUGCUGGCGGACAGGGUGUUGCAAUGAUUCUCGAAAGGCAUCCCGAUGCAACGGCUGAUUAAAUUCAAGACAUUCAUCACAUUAAUUCAUUGUUAUUCAUCGCAUUUUUUUGUCAUAAUUCCCUUUUCUCUUAUGAAGGUCUCCUAGCUUUUUUUUUUUAAUGAAUCCCCAGAGUUGAUUUAUUUUAUAUCCGAGUGGGAAAUAAAGGUGGAUUUCUAGCAAAAAAAA
Molecule: messenger RNA, 1714 nt
Organism: Lutzomyia longipalpis
Lineage: Eukaryota; Metazoa; Arthropoda; Insecta; Diptera; Psychodidae
Gene: Mtpbeta
Product: trifunctional enzyme subunit beta, mitochondrial
Exons: 5
Coding region: 133-1548 (471 amino acids)
Biological process (GO): fatty acid beta-oxidation
Molecular function (GO): acyltransferase activity, transferring groups other than amino-acyl groups
Source: RefSeq, a predicted model, not a curated record